This is a messenger RNA of Chironomus riparius, 1022 nucleotides long. The record is from the annotation of a GenBank genome assembly. NCBI's taxonomy places the organism in Eukaryota, Metazoa, Arthropoda, Insecta, Diptera, Chironomidae.
AGUUUGUAUUUUCAUUCAGCUAGAUUCAAACCUAAGGAACCAGCAAUGAAGCUCCUCAUCUUGACAAUUUUUGCAAUCGCUGCAGCAUCAGCUGUCGAAAACUUUGACGGACCUGAAUGGCAACCAAUUGACUGGGCUAAUGUUGUUCCAGCAACAGAACUUCCAGGCUUCUGGGAUGAGACAGUCUUCGCUCAACUCUACCCAAAAGUUUCCCGUUCAAGACGCAUUGUAGGUGGACAUGAAGCAACACCACAUACUCAUCCAUACCAAGUCGCUCAAAUUCAUCAGAGAGUCAUUUUAGCAACAAUGUGCGGUGGAUCAGUCAUCAGUCCAACAGUUAUUCUUACUGCUGCUCAUUGUCCAAUCAACUCACAAAGUACAACAGUCAUCACUGGAGCACACAACAUGAAUGUCAUUGAACCAUCUCAACAAAGACGUACAGUUCAAUCUGCAGCUUACCGUAUUCAUGCUAAUUACAACUCACAGAACUUGAACAAUGAUAUUGCCACAAUGAUUCUUCCAUCUGCCUUAACAUGGACUAACUUUGUUGCACCAAUUGCAUUGGCUCAAGCUAAUGCUGGAACAUUCGAAGAUGUUAUUGGUCAAUCAACUGGUUGGGGACGUGUUGCUGAUGGUGCUGGAUCCUCACCUGUCUUACGUGUUGUCACAAACAGAAUUAUUUCAAAUGCUGUAUGUGCUGCCACAUUUGGAACAACUGUUGUUAAUCAUGCAGUCAUUUGCAUUGACACAAUGGGAGGACGUGGAACAUGCCAAGGAGAUUCAGGUGGAGUUUUGUCUGUUAACAAUGCUGGAGCACGCUUACAAGUAGGUAUCACAAGUUUCGGAUCAAGCGCUGGAUGUGAAAUGAACUUCCCAGCUGGUUUCGAACGUGUAUCAGCUCAAAUUGGAUGGAUCAACAACAACAUGUCUUAAAUUCUCGAACCAAGAAAACUUAAAAUUAUUUUUGAUCAAAGACUGCGUAGAAAAUUCAAUAAAUCAUUUGUGAUAAAAUUUAAGUAGGC